This is a messenger RNA of Daucus carota subsp. sativus, 2218 nucleotides long. RefSeq names its product LEAF RUST 10 DISEASE-RESISTANCE LOCUS RECEPTOR-LIKE PROTEIN KINASE-like 2.1. The transcript has 3 exons. The record is from RefSeq and is a predicted model, not a curated record. The coding region runs from base 9 to 1883 and encodes 624 amino acids. Gene Ontology annotation, biological process: protein phosphorylation. Gene Ontology annotation, molecular function: ATP binding; protein kinase activity; polysaccharide binding. Lineage: Eukaryota; Viridiplantae; Streptophyta; Magnoliopsida; Apiales; Apiaceae.
AGGAAUCAAUGCACCCCUCUGACUUUCACUGUUAUCGGAAUCUUGAAGAAUUAUCGGCAAAAAAUCAAGGAAAGAUGAAGCUUCUGAUACUACAUUUAUGUGCAACUAUCAACAUAUGUCUCCUUUGUUUUCCAUACAAAUCUUUUUGUGCGGAUAACAAAUUUAAGGAAUGCAAGAAGGCCAGGUAUUGUGGGAACCAAACCAUACGAUUCCCGUUUUAUACUGAUGAUAUUCCACAAUACUGUGGCUUCCCAGGAUUCGAACUCACCUGCAUAAACAAGGAUGUCUUGUUACUCAACUUAUUCGAUGACCAGUACAAAAUUACUCAAGUAUUCUAUGCAAACAAUUCUUUCCGUGUGUCGAAUGUUUUGAGCUUAAGAAGCGGUUUCUGCAGCCUUUCCAAAAUUCGCAACUUGGAGUUGCCUGGUGGUGAUGAGCGGUUUGAGCUACAUAGCAGCUCAACCCUGAUUUUGUUUUCAAAUUGUACUUCACAAUCUGGAGAUAGAUUUUCCAAGAAUAAAGUUGGUUGUGACCUGAAGAAAGAUGGUGCAGAUUGGGUUCUUGCUAUGAAAACAGAUGAUCCAGAUGUAGAUUUCGCGUAUGAGGCAUGUGAAUCUGUAGUACUGGCACCAGUACAUGAUUAUGGUGAAGAUGGUGACACCGAUUAUCUCAACUUGAUCAGAAAUGGAUUUGAUUUGAAGUGGACGGUCACUGGUUGCAGAGAAUGCAAGGAUAGUGCAUCAUCUAAAGGCAAACUUGGUGUCAAAGUGGGACUAGCAGGCGCUUUGGCUGCUGGGGUGCUGAUUUCAGCAGUUCUGUUAUUUUUUUUCUGGAGUAAAUGCUCAUCUUGUAGAUAUCUGAUAUCUUCAAAAAGUGUAAGAAAAGACCGUGAAAAGGUUGAAGCGUUUCUGAAGUUGCAAGGAAAUAAUGCCCCUAAAAGAUUUAGAUAUCGGGAUAUAAAAAAGAUGACACAGUCUUUCAAAUCCAAGCUAGGCCAAGGAGGUUAUGGCGGUGUGUACAAAGGCAAGUUACCUGAUGAGCGUGCUGUGGCAGUGAAGAUUCUGAAUACCUCAAAGAGUGAUGGAGAAGAAUUUCUCAAUGAAGUUGCUAGCAUUAGUAGAACGUCCCAUGUUAACAUUGUCAGUCUCCUUGGUUUUUGUUUUGAGGGUCCUAAAAGAGCUCUGGUCUACGAGUUCAUGCCUAAUGGAUCGCUGGAAAAGUUUCAAUCAGAUGGAAAAUCCUCCGCAGCUCAACAACUUCGAUGGCAGACACUAAAUGAAAUUGCACUUGGAAUUGCUCGAGGAUUAGAGUAUUUGCAUCGAGGUUGCAGUACACGGAUUUUACACUUUGACAUAAAGCCUCAUAACAUUCUUCUAGAUGAAAAGUUUUGCCCAAAGAUAUCGGACUUUGGGCUUGCCAAAUUAUGUUUAGGCGAAGAGAGCAUCAUCUCAAUGCAAGACAUGAGAGGAACACCAGGGUAUAUUGCACCAGAAAUAUUUUCAAGAAACUUUGGAGGCGUAUCUCACAAGUCAGAUGUCUAUAGUUAUGGAAUGAUGAUCUUAGAAAUGAUAGGAGCCAAAAAUAAUAUAAAUGAAGAAGUUGAUAAUUGUAGCAGCAAAUACUUCCCAGAUUGGAUAUACGAUCGCCUUGAGCUGAAUGCUGAUCAAAUCAAACUAGCUGACAUCUCCGAUGAGGUGGAAGAAGAAAGUACAAGAAAAAUGUUGAUAGUUGGGUUGUGGUGCAUACAAACUCACCCCUCAGACAGACCAUCCAUAAAGAGGGUACUAGAAAUGUUAGAAGGAAACGUCAAGUCCUUGAGAAUUCCAACCAGGCCGUUGCUGAAGUCCACAGAAGAGCCUCUGGAAACGUUUUCGACCACUUAGGCCCUGUUUAGUAUUGCUGUUACAGACAUUUUUUGCUUAAAAGCACUUGAACAGACAAUUUUUUCCCUGUGCUUUUUGAAAAUAUUAUAUAUUUUAAAUUAUACUUCAAAACUUGCAAGUAUAAAAAAUAUUACUAAACAGUUAUACGAUUUAUGUAACAGACUUUUUUCACAAACGUUUUUUCUAGCAGUACAACAGUUUUGAACAUCACUCCCGCAUGGAGCCUUAGGUAAGAACUUGAAAGGUAAUUGGUUCCAAGUUCUGGUACGAACAAUAAUUCAGUAAACUUUACUAGAUUUAAACUUCUCCUUACUAGUCAGCUUAGCAAUUUUCUU